Molecule: messenger RNA, 1559 nt
Organism: Spinacia oleracea (spinach)
Lineage: Eukaryota; Viridiplantae; Streptophyta; Magnoliopsida; Caryophyllales; Amaranthaceae
Product: BES1/BZR1 homolog protein 4
Exons: 2
Coding region: 160-1155 (331 amino acids)
Biological process (GO): brassinosteroid mediated signaling pathway; DNA-templated transcription
Molecular function (GO): DNA-binding transcription factor activity
Source: RefSeq, a predicted model, not a curated record
UUUUACCUCUCUCAAUCCCAAAAACUCUUUCCAUUUCUCACACAAAAAAUUCAUCACUACUUUCUCUCUCCUCAUUCCACCACAUUCUCAUUUCUCCCCCUUCUCCUAAAAACCACCCGGUUUCCCGAUCAUAAAAUUGGUUUCCCGGUAAAAGAAACGAUGACGGGAACAAGGAUGCCGACAUGGAGAGAGCGGGAAAAUAAUAAGAAAAGAGAAAGACGACGUCGUGCUGUUGCUGCGAAGAUCUACUCCGGUCUUCGUAUGUACGGUAGUUAUAAGCUCCCAAAACACUGCGAUAAUAAUGAAGUUCUUAAAGCUCUUGCUAGAGAAGCUGGUUGGGUUGUUGAAGAAGACGGUACAACUUACCGUAAGGGAUGUAGACCUUUGGAGUCAAUGGAUAUGAUGGGUGGCUCAGCAUCAGUUAGUCCAUGCUCAUCUUAUCCAGUUAGUCCUCGAGCUGGGGCAUCGUAUAAUCCAAGUCCUGCUUCAUCCUCAUUCCCAAGUCCUGCUCGUUCAUACUUCGCUCCAAAUGCCAAUGGCACUGCUGAUCCAAAUUCUCUCAUCCCAUGGCUGAAAAAUCUGUCUUCAUCUAGCUCUUCAUCUGCAUCUCCAAAGCUUCCUUUUAUGUACGGCCCUGGAGGCUCAAUAAGUGCUCCAGUGACGCCUCCAUUGAGCUCACCAACCUGCCGAACACCCCGGACAAAAACUAAUGACUGGGAUGAUAAUAAUGUGGCUCCCCCAUGGGCUAACCAACUGAACUACUCUUUACCUUCUUCCACACCACAUAGCCCUGGCCGCCAAACCUUUCCUGAACCUGGGUGGCUUACGAAUAUCCAAAUUCCAAAUGGUGCACCUGCAUCUCCUACAUUUAGUCUGGUAUCCUCAAACCCAUUUGUUUCAAGAGAGAUGGUAAUGGGGGCAGGCGGAAAUUCAAGGAUGUGGACCCCAGGGCAGAGCGGUACAUGUUCCCCUAUUGUUGCUGCUGAAUCUGAUCGUACAUCAGACAUUCCAAUGCCAGAUGGGAUGGCAGCUGAAUUCGCAUUUGGAAAUGGAAUGACAGGAGGUAUGGUUAAGGCGUGGGAAGGAGAAAUCAUUCAUGAAGAAUGUGUACCUGAUGAUCUUGAACUCACACUUGGAAACUCAAGAAUGAGGUGAUCAUAUUGGAUAAACAGGCUUGUACUGUGACAUACUAACAGGUCAGGGUGACCUGCUUCCGCAUUCGCUGUCCAAGAUUACCUGAGAUUUGUUCCGUGUUUGGUUGAGUAGAUUUCUUGGUAUGGCAGAUGGUUUGGGAUCACUGGAAAACAUAAUUUCUUGCUGCUACCUCCAGGAGAAGACAAGUAGGUAGAAUUUGGAUAGUUUUGUCAUGUGGCUCGUUUUUUAAUUUGUUUAUUUUUCCUAAUUAGACCUGGUUAUUUUUUCAAAAUUGGGGGAAAAGGAAAAAAAAAAGGUUAAUCACAAUACCUAUAGGCAAUACAACAUAAUUUAUUUAUGAUUUGUUUUAAGACUGGAUUUGUGAUUCAAAGCUAUGAAUACCAUGUAGAUGAUUGGUUUGUGUA